Molecule: messenger RNA, 3339 nt
Organism: Symphalangus syndactylus (siamang)
Lineage: Eukaryota; Metazoa; Chordata; Mammalia; Primates; Hylobatidae
Gene: KCNC2
Product: potassium voltage-gated channel subfamily C member 2
Biological process (GO): potassium ion transmembrane transport; action potential; protein homooligomerization
Cellular component (GO): presynaptic membrane; postsynaptic membrane; voltage-gated potassium channel complex
Molecular function (GO): delayed rectifier potassium channel activity; protein binding
Source: RefSeq, a predicted model, not a curated record
UCACCUUCAAGUGGUGAGCUCUCCUGACCUCCGGCCAGUCUCCGCUCCGUUCAAGGCCAGCCGAUCUGCCCGCUCCCGGUGGGGUCGGGCAGUGCCGGCUGGACCCGCCCCGAGCUCCAUGGUUUGCCCAACCCUGCGCGAUGGUGACUCUGGGCGCGGAGGUUGGCGACUGGCAAAUCCGCAGAUCACAGAAUGAAGGCGGGGAGCGCGGCCGGCGGCCGGCGGGGGCUUUCUCCCCCACCCCAGCGCCCAGCGAAGCGGCUCAACCACCUGAAUUCGGAAAACGCCAACAAGUAGUUUCUCGUCGGAGAAGGGCGGCUCAGCUGGGCGCCAAGACUCAGUCCCGCUGCCCAGAGAACCUCGUCCACUCGGAAACCAAAGCAGAACCACUUUUCUCUCGGUCUCCUUAAGUCAUGUCUGAGUCACAGAGAUGGGCAAGAUCGAGAACAACGAGAGGGUGAUCCUCAAUGUCGGGGGCACCCGGCACGAAACCUACCGCAGCACCCUCAAGACCCUGCCUGGAACACGCCUGGCCCUUCUUGCCUCCUCCGAGCCCCCGGGCGACUGCUUGACCACGGCGGGCGACAAGCUGCAGCCGUCGCCGCCUCCACUGUCGCCGCCGCCGAGAGCGCCCCCGCUGUCCCCUGGGCCAGGCGGCUGCUUCGAGGGCGGCGCGGGCAACUGCAGUUCCCGCGGCGGCAGGGCCAGCGACCACCCAGGGGGCGGCCGCGAGUUCUUCUUCGACCGACACCCGGGCGUCUUCGCCUAUGUGCUCAACUACUACCGCACCGGCAAGCUGCACUGCCCCGCAGACGUGUGCGGGCCGCUCUUCGAGGAGGAGCUGGCCUUCUGGGGCAUCGACGAGACGGACGUGGAGCCCUGCUGCUGGAUGACCUACCGGCAGCACCGCGACGCCGAGGAGGCGCUGGACAUCUUCGAGACCCCCGACCUCAUUGGCGGCGACCCUGGCGACGACGAGGACCUGGCGGCCAAGAGGCUGGGCAUCGAGGACGCGGCGGGGCUCGGGGGCCCCGAUGGCAAAUCUGGCCGCUGGAGAAGGCUGCAGCCCCGCAUGUGGGCCCUCUUCGAAGACCCCUACUCGUCCAGAGCCGCCAGGUUCAUUGCUUUUGCUUCUUUAUUCUUCAUCCUGGUUUCAAUUACAACUUUUUGCCUGGAAACACAUGAAGCUUUCAAUAUUGUUAAAAACAAGACAGAACCAGUCAUCAAUGGCACAAGUGUUGUUCUGCAGUAUGAAAUUGAAACGGAUCCUGCCUUGACGUAUGUAGAAGGAGUGUGUGUGGUGUGGUUUACUUUUGAAUUUUUAGUCCGUAUUGUUUUUUCACCCAAUAAACUUGAAUUCAUCAAAAAUCUCUUGAAUAUCAUUGACUUUGUGGCCAUCCUACCUUUCUACUUAGAGGUGGGACUCAGUGGGCUGUCAUCCAAAGCUGCUAAAGAUGUACUUGGCUUCCUCAGGGUUGUAAGGUUUGUGAGGAUCCUGAGAAUUUUCAAGCUCACCCGCCAUUUUGUAGGUCUGAGGGUGCUUGGACAUACUCUUCGAGCUAGUACUAAUGAAUUUUUGCUGCUGAUAAUUUUCCUGGCUCUAGGAGUUUUGAUAUUUGCUACUAUGAUCUACUAUGCCGAGAGAGUGGGAGCUCAACCUAACGACCCUUCAGCUAGUGAGCACACACAGUUCAAAAACAUUCCCAUUGGGUUCUGGUGGGCUGUAGUGACCAUGACUACCCUGGGUUAUGGGGAUAUGUACCCCCAAACAUGGUCAGGCAUGCUGGUGGGAGCCCUGUGUGCUCUGGCUGGAGUGCUGACAAUAGCCAUGCCAGUGCCUGUCAUUGUCAACAAUUUUGGAAUGUACUACUCCUUGGCAAUGGCAAAGCAGAAACUUCCAAGGAAAAGAAAGAAGCACAUCCCUCCUGCUCCUCAGGCAAGCUCACCUUCUUUUUGCAAGACAGAAUUAAAUAUGGCCUGCAAUAGUACACAGAGUGACACGUGUCUGGGCAAAGACAAUCGACUUCUGGAACAUAACAGAUCAGUGUUAUCAGGUGACGACAGUACAGGAAGUGAGCCACCACUAUCACCCCCAGAAAGGCUCCCCAUCAGACGCUCUAGUACCAGAGACAAAAACAGAAGAGGGGAAACAUGUUUCCUACUGACGACAGGUGAUUACACGUGUGCUUCUGAUGGAGGGAUCAGGAAAGUGUUGUACAGAAUUUAUCAUGGAUUAUUGACUGCUGAGAAAGGGACAGUGGAAUUUAGCCAUACCAAGGACUAUACUGGAAACAGACUUCUGCUGCUGAAUGUGCCCUGAUGUGACCAGGUUGCACUUGGAAGAGAUCCUCACGUCUUCAUGAGGCACUUAAAGCUUAUAAAAGAACUGUGGCUGGAACUCAUCUGGUGCUCCCCAUGAGAGUGCUCCGCUUGUAGACUGGCCAGUGUCCAUGAAACAACUGUAAAUACCAACAUGUGUGCAUGGGUCAACAGUCUUGGCCAUUUCUCAUCAAAAGAAGCCAAAUUCAUGAUCAACAUCUCUGAAGUUUCAAGUAAGGCCCACACUUCUUUGAAUUACUCUUCAUGGGCCCACAUUAGGUUGUGCUGUGAAUUACUUAAGGCAGUGAUACUGAUGUAGUAUAGUUCUGUCUUAAUUUCCCUUAUUUCUACUUCGUUGGUUGAAUCUAUGAAAUUGAUUGUAUCAUUUUCUUAUAAAUUUCUGAUGUAAUCAGCUUGUCAAUUAUGUUGUGAAAUUGUUAGUAUUCAUUUAUCAAAAAUGACCUAUGUUUAGUCACAUAUUUGUUUAGUUCUGGGAAAUUGUUAUAGCUUAAAUGAAACUCACCAAUAUUAUUCAUAGUUUAAGUCUUUUAUCAUUAUUACCUCAAUUAUAAAUAUUAUGAAAACAUAAUUCUGGCAAUGAGAAUAUUUUUUUAUUCAAUGAUCAAGAAGCAAUGUCAGUAUAUAGUAGAAUAUCAAUUAAAUUAUAUCCUAAAAUGUAUAUUUUGCAUAAAAGAGAUAUUCUUUAAUCAAUUACUUUUUUGUGAGUUUUGUGGCAAAUGAAGCUUGUAUGUGUCUUUAAAACUGUUGUAGACGAAACUGUAUAAGAUUUUUACAUCUUGCUUAAUCAAUAUUUCCAGAGUCUAUUAGUUCCCCUGGGAUUCUGAAUAUAACAUAUAGCCUAUUACAAACCCCUGUAUCGUGGACCUUUUGUGAACAUUUCAAGGCGCAUGCACAACCUUGAUGAUAACCAGUGCAAAUGUAACUAACUGAAAUGAAGAAUAAAAGGCAAAUGAGCUGGGGAUAAACUUGAAUCUUAUCCGAUUAAAUUACUCAAAUUAU